Vidua chalybeata is the source of this 1904-nucleotide messenger RNA. It is a transcript of the gene ELAVL3, whose product is annotated as ELAV like RNA binding protein 3. Lineage: Eukaryota; Metazoa; Chordata; Aves; Passeriformes; Viduidae. Bases 79 to 1464 code for a protein of 461 amino acids. Gene Ontology annotation, cellular component: ribonucleoprotein complex. The transcript has 6 exons. Gene Ontology annotation, molecular function: RNA binding. The record is from RefSeq and is a predicted model, not a curated record.
GGAAGGGGCGGGGGCGCUGCCGCACAAUGGGGGGAUUGUCCCCCAUGGCCCCACCCGGGUGUCACUGUCCCCCGUCCGAUGUCCCCCGCCUCCCGCUGUCCCUGUCCCCACACUGUCCCCAGCGUGUCCCUGUCCCCUCCCCGCACUGCUCUCCCGCUGUCCCCAUGUCCCCGCUGUCCCCGUCCCACCGCUGUCCCCAUGGUCCUGUUGCCUCUGUCCCCUCUCCGUCGCCAUGUCUGCAGUGUCCCUGUCCCCUCCCGGCCCCCCGUGCCCGCGGUGACCCCCUGUGACACCCCCCGUGACACCCCCUGUCCCCCCCAGCAGAUCCUGAGCACGGUGGAGGCCCAGGCUCCCAGCGCCGCGGGGCCAUCGGGCUGCGGCCCUGUCCCUGUCCCCGUGCCGGUGGUGGCCGUGCCAGGCCCGGGGGUGGCGGCGGCGCUGCCCAACGGGGCCCCCCCGGGUCCCCCCCCCGUGGCCGACGACAGCAAAACCAACCUGAUCGUCAACUACCUGCCGCAGUCCAUGAGCCAGGAGGAGCUGCGGAGCCUCUUCGGCAGCCUCGGGGACAUCGAGUCCUGCAAGCUCGUCCGGGACAAGGUCACCGGGCAAAGCCUGGGCUACGGCUUCGUCAACUACGUGGAGGCCGGCGACGCCGACAGGGCCAUCGGGGCCCUCAACGGCCUCAAGCUGCAGACCAAGACCAUCAAGGUGUCCUACGCCCGGCCCAGCUCCGCCUCCAUCCGCGAUGCCAACCUGUACGUGAGCGGCCUGCCCAAGGCCAUGGGGCAGAAGGAGAUGGAGCAGCUCUUCUCCCAGUACGGCCGCAUCAUCACCUCCCGCAUCCUCGUGGACCAGGUCACAGGUGUGUCCCGGGGGGUGGGCUUCAUCCGCUUCGACAAGCGCGUGGAGGCCGAGGAGGCCGUGCGGGGGCUGCACGGGCAGAAGCCCCUCGGGGCCGCUGAGCCCAUCACGGUCAAGUUCGCCAACACCCCCGGGCAGAAAUCGGGGGGGGCCCUGCUGAGCCUCUGCCCCGGCGCCCGGCGCUAUGGGGCCCUGCACCCCCCCCCACAGCGCUUCCGGCUCGACAAUUUGCUGAACGUGGCAUACGGGGUGAAGAGCCCGCUGUCGCUGCUGCCCAGGUUCUCGCCGUUGGCCAUCGAGGCGGUGCCGGCGCUGGCCGGGGUGGGCCUGGGGACCCCCGGGCCGGGCUGGUGCAUCUUCGUCUACAACCUGGCUCCCGAGGCGGACGAGAGCGUCCUGUGGCAGCUCUUCGGGCCCUUCGGCGCCGUCACCAACGUCAAGGUCAUCCGCGACUUCGCCACCAACAAGUGCAAAGGCUUCGGCUUCGUCACCAUGACCAACUACGAGGAGGCGGCCAUGGCCAUCGCCAGCCUCAACGGCUACCGCCUGGGCGACCGCGUGCUCCAGGUGUCCUUCAAGACCACCAAGCAGCACAAGGCCUGAGCCGUGUCCCCGCUGGCGGCCGCCCAGAGGCUGCGGGGGUCUCCUGUCGCCGCCGUCGGGGCGUGGGGACCACCCCCCCCCACCGUGAGCGCCGUGGAGAAAUUCAGCUGGAGGUCUUGGGGACCCCCCUUCCCCUGGAGACCACGGAGAAAGCCAGCUGGAGACCUCGGGGACCUUCAGGGACCCCCCCGCCAUGAGCACCAUGGAGAAACUCAGCUGGAGACCUCGGGGACCCCCCCCCAUGAGCACCAAACACAUCCUGGAGACCUCAGGGUCCCCACCAUGAGCACCAUGGAGACCAUGGAGAAACCCAAGCGGAGACCUCGGGGACCUUCAGGGACCUUCAGGGACCCCCCCAUGGGCACUAUGGAGACCAUGGAGAAACCCUCAUGAAGACCCGGAGACCUCGGGGUCCCCCCAUGGGCACCACGGAGACCAUG